AUAUAUGCUCUUUUUCCUCACUAAACCCUUCGAUUUAUCAGAUACAAUCGUUUUACAGACCAGGGUGUCCCGCUGAAUCAACAAUUUGAUGGACGUCGAAGACCUGAUGAACACGCAUUAUAGCACGAUUUCUACACCCUCUGAAACAGUUAAUGGUCAAAUGAACAACAGUGAAGAAAGUGUAUCUCCGAGGCCACUGUACACUGCAUACACAUUGGAUGCGAACAAGCCGAUGAAAACUGUUGAUCAUUCAGAUCCGUUUACUAUUAGAAACUGGGUGGAAGAGAUUGAUUCAGCUAAAUAUGGGUCUGUAACAAAAGACAUUGAAGAUCUUCUUUUGCUAAGAAAACAAAUGUUGAUGCCUUGUUUUAAGAGGUUUCCAUCACUUAGGGCUGAUUUGAUGGAUGUGAAUUCUGUGAAGGAAGCAUCCACUGCAAAUCCUACGAGGGAUAUAGUUAUGGUAGAUAAUGACAUGGGUCAUGAUACAAUUGCACCUGAUUCUGUUGUCAUCAUUGGCUCAGAUGAUGAUGAGCCAACAUAUGGGAGGCCUUUUCAACCAUAUCGAGACAUAGUUUUAAGUAAGCCUGAAGGGCAGUUUUUAAUGAAACAAUUUUUGGUAAGCUCUCCUAACUUUUUUGUGAUUUUCAGUGAAGCUCUGAACUUGCUUGCUGGGAAACUGUGCAGUUCUCUGAAGGAUCUUACUGAGUAUGAAUCAAUGGCUUGCAGAGAAGGAGAUUAUUCCCCAGGCCAAUCUUCAGCUGGGAAAGGAGGGAAAGGGAGAGGGGGUGGUGGAGGUGGAGCUGGAGGUGGGGGUGGGGGUGGGAAAGGGAGAGGAAGAGGGAGACCAAAAGGACCAAGAGGAGGAGAAGGUGUAGAAGGAGGGCAUACAAAUGCUGUUGAAUCCAAAGAUGGAGAGCAUACAAAUGCUGUUGAUUCCAAAGAUAGAGAAGACAAGAAUGUCGGUUCUGAUGUAGAGGUUGAUAGGAAGCAUGAUAAAGGUGAGUAUGUCGGUGUUGAAUCUGAUUCAGAUAUGGAGGAAAGUGAUUCACAAUCUGACGUCAACUUCGAUGGGUUGGCUGAUAUAUGGAAAGAAAUGAAUGUUGGAUUAGAGUCCUCAAAGGAUGCUGCUAUGGACAUUUCAUCUAACGAACAUGUGAGAGAAGAUGGAGAAGAAUGCGAUCAUUCUUUUAUAUUGAAGGAAGAUAUUGGUUAUGUUUGUCGUGUUUGUGGAGUAGUUGAAAGGAGUAUUGAGUCCAUAAUUGAGUUUCAGCGUCCCAAGAGCUCAAAGAGUACGAGAACUUACUGGCAUGAAAGCCGAUCUGAUAGAUCAGGGGAGGCAGCUGGUCCUGUUCUUGAUGGAGUGAAAUUACCAGGAAAGGACUUCUCUGUGGGUGACAUAUCUGCUCAUCCAAGGCAUAAAAAGCAAAUGAAACCCCAUCAAGUUGAGGGCUUCAAUUUUCUGCUCAGUAACUUGGUUUCUGAGAAUCCAGGUGGUUGCAUCCUGGCUCAUGCUCCUGGGUCUGGAAAGACAUUUAUGCUCAUCAGUUUCAUCCAGAGUUUUAUGGCCAAGUAUCCAGAUGCUAGACCGUUGGUGGUACUACCCAGAGGUAUCCUGGCGACAUGGAAGAAAGAAUUCAAUAGAUGGCAAGUCGAAGACAUACCAUUGUUUGACUUCUACUCGUUAAAGGCUGAUAGCAGGGCUCAACAAUUUGAGGUGCUCAAACAGUGGGCCAACUUGAGGAGCAUUCUGUUUCUUGGAUACAAGCAGUUCUCGUCAAUAGUAUGCGACAAUGAUAGGAGCUCCACUGCAGCCAGUUGCCAGGAGAUACUGUUGACAUAUCCUUCGAUUUUGAUAUUAGAUGAAGGGCACACCCCAAGAAACCAAGACACUGAUGUUUUGACCUCUCUUGAGAAGGUCCAGACACCGAGGAAGGUGGUUCUUUCGGGAACUCUCUACCAAAAUCACGUGAGGGAGGUGUUCAACAUUCUGAACCUUGUUCGUCCAAAGUUUUUAAGAAUGGAGAAUUCUAAAAUGAUAAAGAGACGUAUCUUGAGUAGAGUACCAAUAGAAAGCCGGAGAAACCUCUUCAAGAAGAGCACAGACAAUGAGUUCUAUGAGUUGGUAGAGCAUACAUUACUCAAAGAUGAGAAUUUCAAGAGGAAGGUAAUGGUCAUUGAAGAUCUACGUGAGAUGACAAGCAAAGUUCUUCACUACUACAAAGGGGAUUUCUUGGAUGAACUACCAGGGCAUGUGGACUUCUCAGUCUUCCUGAACCUUAGUCCUAGGCAAAAGCGGGAAGUUUCGGAGUUGAGAAAGUUAGCAAGGAAAUUUAAAAUAAGCUCUGAUGGUAGUGCGAUUUAUGUGCACCCGGAACUGAAGUCUCUUGCAAAAACUGGCACCAAAGAGAGAGGUGAUGAUAAUGUAAACAAGAUCGAUGAACUCUUGGAGAGAUUGGAUGAGAGAGAUGGAGUGAAGGCAAAGUUUUUUCUCAAUCUACUUCGCCUAUGUGAGUCCAGUGGGGAAAAACUUCUAGUUUUCGGUCAGUAUCUGUUGCCCUUAAAAUUUUUGCUCAGAUUGACAGUGAAGGUCAAGGGCUGGAGCCUCGGCAAGGAAAUUUUCAUGAUAACUGGAGAUCAUGACAAUGACGAGCGAGAGGUAGCAAUGGACCUAUUCAACAACUCUCCUGAUGCCAAAGUCUUCUUUGGAUCGAUCAAGGCUUGUGGGGAGGGCAUAUCACUAGUUGGGGCCUCCAGAAUUAUAAUAUUGGAUGUGCAUCUAAACCCUUCUGUUACCCGCCAAGCAAUAGGUCGUGCAUUUCGACCAGGGCAAGAAAGGAAGGUAUACACUUAUCGGUUAAUUGCUGCCGCUUCCCCUGAAGAGGAAGAUCAUACUACUUGCUUCAAGAAAGAGUCAAUCGCAAAAAUGUGGUUUGAGUGGAAUGAAUACUGUGGCCAUCAUGAGUUUGAAAUGGAGACAACUGACGUCAAGGAAUGUGGUGAUCAAUUUCUAGAAACUACAUGGUUGAAUGAAGACGUAGCUGCAUUAUAUAAACGAUCAUGAUGGGCGAUGAGGCAAGCUAUGUCAAUAUUUCUCUACAUCAAAAGCCAUAUAUGUGGUUGGAAUGACCUUAGGUAAAAGUAUUUUUUACCAUCAACUUGUAGUUAAAACAGUGAUGGUAAUCAAGACGUCAUAUUCUUAUACUGGAAGCUGAUCUUUUUUUUUGCUUUUACAUCUCAUCUCAUUAGUAUGCUAUGUAUUUAGUACGUACAAAACGUUCUUCUUUUCCUUG
This is a messenger RNA of Cynara cardunculus var. scolymus (artichoke), 3290 nucleotides long. RefSeq names its product protein CHROMATIN REMODELING 35-like. NCBI's taxonomy places the organism in Eukaryota, Viridiplantae, Streptophyta, Magnoliopsida, Asterales, Asteraceae. The record is from RefSeq and is a predicted model, not a curated record. Gene Ontology annotation, molecular function: ATP-dependent chromatin remodeler activity; ATP binding. Gene Ontology annotation, biological process: gene silencing by siRNA-directed DNA methylation. The transcript is spliced from 8 exons. Bases 89 to 3061 code for a protein of 990 amino acids.